Molecule: messenger RNA, 1578 nt
Organism: Corylus avellana
Lineage: Eukaryota; Viridiplantae; Streptophyta; Magnoliopsida; Fagales; Betulaceae
Source: RefSeq, a predicted model, not a curated record
GAGACAGAUCUAGAGAGAUGGAUUCCACUUCGGAGAGGAUUAAACCUCAUGUUGUAUGUGUUCCAUACCCACUUCAGGGUCACAUAAACCCAAUGAUCAAGCUAGCCAAACUCCUCCACCACAAAGGCUUUUACGUAACUUUUGUGAACACCCAUUAUAACCACAUGCGCUUACUCAGGUCAAGAGGCCCCGACUCCCUCGACGGCCUGCCGGACUUCCGCUUCAAAACCAUCCCCGACGGCCUCCCACCUUCGGACGCCGAUGUCAGCCAAGAUGUCCCUAGCCUUUGCGAUUCCACCUCAAAGAAUUGCCUCGCCCCACUUUGCAACCUUCUCUCCAAACUCAACGACACUUCCUCUUCCAACGAACCGCCGGUGACAUGUAUUGUCUCUGAUGGGUGCAUGUCGUUCACUCUUGAAGCUGCUGAAGAAUUUGGAAUUCCAAACGUACUUUUCUGGACACCAAGCUCCUGCGGCGUCUUGUGCUAUAUGCAUUAUCGCCAUCUUGUUGAACGACGUUUAACACCACUCAAAGAUGCAAGCUAUCUAACAAACGGGUAUUUAGAAACUGCAAUCGAUUGGGUUCCCGGGAUGAAACACAUCCGUCUGAAGGAUUUUCCAAGUUUCAUUAGAACAACGGAUGAGAACGACAUCAUGCUCAACUUCUUCAUACGUGAAACGGAGAGAUCUUCAAGAGCUUCAGCCGUCAUUUUGAACACGUUUGACCCAUUUGAGCAAGACGUUUUGGAUGCUCUCUCCACCUUGCAACUUCCUCGCAUCUACACCGUCGGUCCACUUCUGUUGCUUGCUGAUCAGAUCAAAGAUGAACGGCUGAAAUCAAUAGGCUCCAAUCUAUGGAAAGAACCCCCGGGAUCGGUGGAGUGGCUAAAUUCAAAAGAACCCAACUCCAUAGUGUACGUGAAUUUUGGCAGCAUCACUGUAAUGACACCCCAACAACUCAUUGAGUUUGCAUGGGGACUCGCCAAUAGUGAGAAACCCUUCUUGUGGAUUAUAAGGCCUGAUCUUGUUGUAGGCGAUUCAGCCAUUCUUCCUCCUGAGUUUCUUACAGAAACGAAAGAUAGAGGCAUGUUAGCAAGUUGGUGUCCUCAAGAAGAAAUCCUCAAGCACCCCUCGAUCGGAGGCUUUUUGACACAUAGCGGGUGGAAUUCAACGCUCGAUACCGUCUGUGGUGGAGUGCCGGUGAUCUCAUGGCCUUUCUUUGCCGAGCAACAGACAAACUGCCGGUAUUCUUGCACCGAAUGGGGCAUUGGGAUGGAGAUAGAUAAUGAUGUUAAGAGAAAUGAAGUUGAGAAGCUUGUGAGGGAGUUAAUGGAGGGUGAUAAAGGUAAAGAAAUGAAGAGGAAGGUAAUGGAGUGGAAGAUAAAAGCCGAAGAGGCUGUCAAGCCUGGUGGUUCUUCUUACCAGAACUUGGACAAGUUGAUUGCCGAUGUUCUCCUUGCCGGAAAUGUUUAAACGGAAUUUCGAUUAGGUGCUGUCAAAAAAACUACAACAUUUGUCUUGUAAGUUCUUUUAGAACUGUUUUUACACCUAAUCCAAAUCGGUUUAAACCAAACGAAGA